GAUGGACUGAUAGGGUUUGAUCAAUGGGACAAGAGAGCCACUAAGGUGAAGGGACAUGACUUCAUUGGUGGAGCCAACAAGCUUGCCUCCGACAAAGACAGCUGGAACCGCCGUGGAACAGCCGAGCCGGAGAAGAGCCUUCUCGAUCUCACGGCAGUCCGGGUCGUUGUCGAUCUCGUGGAUGGUUGGUUGAACCCUAAGGUCACGGAACAGGAUUUGAACGGCGUAGCAGAGACAACAUGA
Arabidopsis thaliana (thale cress) is the source of this 243-nucleotide messenger RNA. RefSeq lists its product as uncharacterized. Lineage: Eukaryota; Viridiplantae; Streptophyta; Magnoliopsida; Brassicales; Brassicaceae. The coding region runs from base 56 to 193 and encodes 45 amino acids. The record is from RefSeq and is marked reviewed. The transcript has a single exon.